AUGUGUGCCACUUGGAAUCUACGCUCUUUGCUCUUACCCAUAUGCCAUAAUCUAGCCCGCUCCAAAUAUAUUCUUGGCACAACAGUGUUGGCUUUCGCUAUUUGGGCAGGCUAUUAUGGGUUAGGGAUCAUAUUGAGAGAUGUCAGCCAACAUCAGGAUGAUCCGACUGGGAUCUACCUAAUACCUUCUCGAGUAACACAUAGAAGAAAAAGGCCUAAGAAACAUAGCUUUUCUUACUCUUAUUUAACUGUUGGUAUACCCGUGGGGUAUAGAGGGAGUGUCGAUGGCAUGAUCUCCGUUGAUGAACCAGACAUCCCCAUAGCCUGGCCAUCUGGUAUUUGGCGCAUGAACAAUUGGUUCCGCGUGGACGCAAGAGAUUAUCUGGAAAGAAGCAGUCAUGAACUCGGACUUCGCGGUAAACUGGAUAAUUAUCUUGAAUCUCAGGGCGCGAACCCGGCCAGCUAUCCGUCUGCUUUUCUCGUUACCGCGCCAAAAUUUCUAGGAUAUCAGUUCAACCCAGUCUCGUUCUGGUACUUGUAUUCUCCUGAUAAAAUUCUCUCCGCUAUCGUACUAGAGGUGAAUAAUACUUUUGGCGAGCGACGACCAUACCUGGUCUUGCGUGACACCUCAGAAGACGCUACUCGGAUUUCUGCCCCUGGGACUAUCCAUUCAAACCCUUCUGAUACGCAAAUAAAAGCUUCAUGGAAAAAGGACUUCCAUGUUUCUCCGUUCAACUCUCGUAAUGGAUCUUAUUCCUUGUUGGCCAAGGAUCCAUUCGAAAAUAGUAUGAGAAACUUCUGUGGAGUAGACAUCACCAUCAACCUCACUUCAUCCCAAGGGCAGUCUAAGCUUUUCGCUCAAUUGCGCUCUGAGGGCGAAGCCAUCAUAGCUUCGCAGAUGAGCCUACUGGAAAGGAUAAAAUUCAUUUUCUCAUGGUUUUGGGUCGGAUUUUUAACGUUCCCCAGAAUCGUCAAAGAAGCAGGUUCCUUAUUCUUUUCUCAUCAGCUUCAUGUUUGGUACCGACCAGAGCCUUUGAAAGAUAGCCUUGGUAGGCUGGCGAAUGGCAAUGAGAGGAGGCUGGAGCCAAUUUUUCGCCAAUAUCUACGUUUUCUUGUCGAAAAAUCGCCAAAUCCAUUAAUGGUGACAUACGUACCGAGCGGAAUCCUUGAAAGUGGAGAAGAAACGUUCAUUUCCUCAAAAGCGUCAUGUCAAUCAGAGCAAGCACAACACUUGAAGAUCCGUAUUCUGACGCCUGUCUUCUACUCUCGAUUUGUUCAUUUCGCCCAUGACUUCGAAGCUAUAUUCGGCGAAAUGGCUGAAAACCACACCAUCUGGGUUGAUAAGCCUGAGAUAUUACCCAAACUUUUUUUGAAGCAACAGUCUCCGCCACUGCAAGUAUCGAGUUUCGUGGACUUUAUGUAUUUCAAGCUGAUCCAAAAGUUGCGACGUUGUCCAGCAAGGAUUGUGCGCCCAAUGACUUCGGCCGACAUAGCUAAGCCCACAAUCAGCGCAGAAGACGUUCGAAGCUUUCGAAUAUCCCCUAUGGACGCAUUUGUUCUUGGGCACUCUAGUAAGGAAACUCGAGGCUCAUACCGGUCUCUACUGGUCCGAAUAUUCGUAGCCGACUGGCUUUUCCUUGGAAUGACCGAGAUUGUCUACACAUUGGAAUUGAUCGGGCGUUUUGGCGUGGCCUGGUGGUUGGCAUCUUUCUUCUCAGCGCCGAAGGAUCUCACUACUCGCACUUAG
Messenger RNA from Trichoderma asperellum CBS 433.97, 1746 nucleotides. RefSeq lists its product as uncharacterized. Lineage: Eukaryota; Fungi; Ascomycota; Sordariomycetes; Hypocreales; Hypocreaceae. The record is from RefSeq and is a predicted model, not a curated record.